This is a messenger RNA of Suillus clintonianus, 1652 nucleotides long. RefSeq names its product ribosome biogenesis protein YTM1. Lineage: Eukaryota; Fungi; Basidiomycota; Agaricomycetes; Boletales; Suillaceae. Bases 42 to 1337 code for a protein of 431 amino acids. Gene Ontology annotation, molecular function: protein binding. The transcript has 4 exons. The record is from RefSeq and is a predicted model, not a curated record. Gene Ontology annotation, cellular component: preribosome, large subunit precursor.
UAUCAUAUCGGCGUACUUAGGUAUUGCGCUCACCGGCAACCAUGGCGUCGACAUCUUCGUCUACAGCGCCCUCACAUCCCGUCGUAUUUACGACCCAGACGCCCUAUGCGCUCCCCUCUCAAAAAUUCAUGAUCCCAUUGGACUGGAAGCGCUACCAGCUCUCCCAGCUCAUCAACAAAGCACUCGACCUCCCCAAGCCUAUUCCAUUCGACUUCCUUGUCCAUGGCGAGAUUCUUAGAACGUCCCUAUGGGAAUGGCGUGCAGAGAAGGGUGUCGGAGAGGAAGACACAUUAGAGAUCGAAUAUUUCGAAAGUGUUAUGCCUCCUCAGCGCAUGUCUGAGCUUCCCCACGAGGAUUGGGUGUCUUCGGUAUCAUGCCGAAUACCUCAACACUUUGUAACAGCAUCGUAUGACGGUCACCUACGUCUCUUCGACUAUUCUCAAAAUCCCGUUCUCGACAUCCCCGUGCACCAAGCACCCAUCACUUCUGUCUGCGUCGCGCCAUCACCGUCAUCGGACAACGAGUCUCGUAUUCUAGCAAGUUCGUCGCAUGACCUCACCGCGUGUCUCACCCGCAUACAUGUGGGCUCAGAGGGUCCCAGUGCAUCCACUGUCGCUUCUCUACAUCUACACACCAGUCCACUAUCCUCCAUAUCUGCUGAUGUAUCUGGUUCGCAUCUACUCACCUCUUCAUGGGAUGGCCUCAUCGGUGUCUGGGACACAUCAAUACCUGAUGACCACCAAGUACCCCUAGACCGUGGCGAUGACAAGAAAAAGCGGCGUAAGACCGCCCCCGUAAACAUAAAACGGAAAGCACCUAUAGCGGUGCUAAAAUCGCACACUGCGCGUGUGUCGAAAGCACUAUUUGCUGCUGGUGAACUUGCAAAAGGUAAGGCCUACAGCUGUGGUUUUGACUCGACGGUGCGAACCUGGGACGUCGAGAGUGGUGUGUGCAUUGACACUAUUAACGUCCCCGAGCGACCGAUGCUCGAUCUUGCUCAAACCCCCGACGGGAAUAUCCUCCUCGCUGCAUCCACAGACCGCGCUGUGUCUAUCUUCGAUAUCCGCGUUUCAUCCCUCUCAUCCUCUACAGGCAUCAUGAUGCACCCUGCAACUCCAUCUUGCAUCGCUACAUCUGAGAGCGGAAAGCAGCAGGUGGUAACUGGUGCCUAUGAUGGCGUUGCACGGCUGUGGGACCUCCGGAGCACGAAAGGUGCUGUGACCAGCUUCAGGGUGUGGGAUGGGAUGAAGGUACUUGCGGUGGACUGGGUGGGGGAUGUGGUAGGCAUCGGAGGCGAGGGUGGGAUGGAGGUGUGGAGAAUCGAUGGGGGAUCUUAGGUUUGGUAAAACAAAAAUACAACUGUAUGCGAGUUGGGUGACUUGGGUUGGGUCACUAGGUCAUAUAUCUGCAAAACAAAAGCGUGGCAAGUUGUAAGAUUCGUCAGGUUCGCAUGUACUCUGUGAAUUAAAGCUUUGUGAUAGGUAGGGAAUCAAAGGACUCUAAGUCGCGACCGACCGUGUCAUGGUCAAGCGUUGUUUGUUCGUAUUGGAAUCAAAAGCUUCGGCUUGGCUCGGACCAAGCUGAAACACACUGGCAUUAUUUGUCAAGUCGAUCGAGCUCACCCGAAUGUAUAUGACACCCUGGUUACGGCC